UUCAAUAAGAUAACAAAGUCAACGACUUAUUCUCGUCCUAAGCUCGGGCCUACUCGUAUCUCCUAUAAAUCUCGGGUUCACUCUUCUAUAUAUAUUUUUUUAAAUAUCUCUAUGUAUCUAUCGUAUAUAGAGUAAGUGAAUAGUCGCAUCGACCGCAGCAAGUGUGGUUUUCGUGAUAAGAAAAACAAACUCAAAUUAUUAGUGACUGUGCGAGUUGUGCUCGAGUAGGAAAAACGAUAAAAAUGAAAGCUCUAGAUUGGAGGAGUUUGAUAAGCAUUGCCAGUCGAGCGAGCGAAGAGGAAAAACGCCGAUUGCUCCUUGAUGGUAUAUAUCGUGUUGUCGAGAAUUGGCAGGGACCAUUACCAGAUCUUUUAGAGAUCUUUCGACCCGAAAAAAUCGAGUGUCUUCUCUCGUACGCCGUAACGGACCAAGAGGGCGACGAGGAGGCAAGAAUACGAUUCAUCAAGUUCGUGGUUGACUCCGGCUACAGAGACCAGCCCAAAAUUGGCCCAGACGGCCGGUACGUGUUGCAUCGAACCACACCGAUACAUCUCGUUUUACGCGCCAAAAUCGACAACUGGGAUGCAACUGCGACCAACAUGGUCCAGCUGCUAUUUGAAAUCUACAACAGAUUUGAUUUGAACUUUAUCGACGAAGCAGGAUUCACCCAUUUUCAGGCGGCUUGCUCUAUCCCUGAUGGACACCAACUCGUCUGGAAAAUGAUCAAUCGAAGGCAGAAUCCUAAUUCGCUCCUACGAUCAGCUCUGCUAAAUGCGAAGUGGGCCGUGGAGCUACUGAUAAGAGGCGCCGAUCCUACUUGGGUCGAUACCGAUGGAUCCACUGCUCUGCACACUAUUUGCCGGGAUAAUCGCUUGGACUUGCUGAAGUUAUUCUUCAAGAUCGUCGAUAAGCACAGAAAGGCAGUGCAGAUCAAUGUCCGUGACAGCUUGGGUAACACACCGCUGCACUUGGCUGUGAAGAACGGCUACUUAAAGACUUCUGAAAUACUGCUGACAAGAGGCGCCGAUCCGAACUCAGCCAACCAAGAAGGAUCGACACCUCUGCACAUUAUUUGCCGGGAUGGUCGCUCUAACUUGCUGAAGUUAUUUUUCAAGAUCGCCAACGCCAUCGGGUAUCCAGUGUGGGUCAAUGUCUCAGAUAAGGAGGGUAACACACCCCUGCACUUGACUAUAAGUCACAAAAGCAUGAAAAAUUCUGAGAUACUACUGGUAAACGGAGCCAAUCCGAAUUUGGCCGAUAAGAAUGGAUAUACUGCUCUGCACCUCAUUAGCAACACCAGACCCCACGCAGUGAUGCAGCAAUUCUUUGAGAUCGUCGACAAAAAGCAACAGACGGUGCAGAUCGAUGCUCGGGACAACAAAGGCUGGACACCAUUGCACAUGGUUGUGCAUUUGGGCAGCAGAAGUAAGUUUCAAUUGCUGCUGAGCAGGGGCGCUGAUCCAAAUGUCACCAAUCAGGAUGGACAGACUCCGCUGUCCUUGGCUUUGUUCAACGCAAACACGAAGAUGGCCGAUGAUCUUCUGUGGGCAGACGCUGAUCCGAAUUCGGCCGAUAAAGAGGGAUGGACUCCUCUGCACGUCAUCUGCGUUAAAUGCACUUGGUUUUUGGAAACGUUCUUCAGAAUCAACGCGGAAAGACAGCAACCAGUGGAGAUCAAUGCCAAGACCAUCGAUGGUAGAACACCAUUGAACUUGUUAAUGAAUCGCACCAACUACCAGGAAGCGUCGCGAUAUUUGGAGGCAUUAGGCGCCCGGCUUGACUAACAAUGAAAGAUUGACUACCAAUCUGUGAAUUAGCGACGAUAAACACGUCUGCCUUAUUUUUUGGGGUUUAGUGUUAUUU
Messenger RNA from Trichogramma pretiosum, 1863 nucleotides. Its product is annotated as ankyrin-3-like. Gene Ontology annotation, molecular function: protein binding. The coding region runs from base 243 to 1784 and encodes 513 amino acids. The record is from RefSeq and is a predicted model, not a curated record. The transcript has a single exon. NCBI's taxonomy places the organism in Eukaryota, Metazoa, Arthropoda, Insecta, Hymenoptera, Trichogrammatidae.